AUGGCUGUAAUGGACGAAGAUUGGGAAGAAUGGACACCCGAGAAAGGUUCCUUUAUAAACCACAUGUUGGCAGGUUCAGUUGCUGGUGUUGCUGAGCACGUAUCAAUUUUUCCUAUCGAUACAGUUAAAACACAUAUGCAGUGUCAACAAUGUCCUGUUAACGGCAAACCAUUGACAAUGACAGCAAUGCAAACAGCACAUUAUCUCAUAGCAAAAGAAGGACCAGUUCGACUCUUUCGAGGAGUUAGCACCAUGCUUGGGGCUAGUUUACCAGCUCAUGCUAUCUACUUUUCAAUAUUUGAAACAGCUAAGAAGGCAUUGGGUGCUGAUACAAACACAUUGACACCCAUGGCCUCGGGUUCAGCAGGUGUUGUUGCAACUGUGUGUCAUGACUUGAUUAUGACUCCAAUGGAUGUUGUCAAACAGCGUCUACAAUUAGGAUACUAUAAUGGAGUUGCAGAUUGUUUUAAGAUGGUGAUGAAACAUGAAGGAUUGCGUGCUCUUUAUAUUAGCUUUCCCACGACGCUCUUGAUGAACUUGCCAUACAGUAUGAUAAUGGUGUCAGCCAACGAGAGUUUUAAGAAGAUUUUGAACCCAUCGGGAGAAAUGAAUGUCUCAGCUUAUGUCGCCUCUGGUGCUGCUGCUGGAGCAUUGGCUGGAGGGCUGACAAACCCAUUGGAUGUGGCCAAGACACGGUUGCAAACUCAGUCAAUGAUCAUUGCUGAGGAAGCCUCGGUAGGAAUUCGUGCAUCACGCACAAAGACGGCUUUGAUGUCGCCUCGCUUCCCGAAACCCGAGCUAAAGUGUCCAUCUCGUACCCGUUGUGCGCAGCUCCAGACGCGUGGCGUAUCCAUCACAGUUCCCUCUUCGUGUUCGAUCAAUGGCCGCCCUGGGGGUGAACGUGUGGAACCGGUUUUGCGCCGUCAGUAUGCUGGCCUAAUGGACGCGCUAGUUCAAAUUAAGGCGCAGGAGGGCUUUUCGGGCUUUUUUCGAGGCAUUUACCCGCGUCUUCUAGUGCACGCGCCUUCCGUGGCGGUGUCUUGGACGACUUUUGAAGUAUUAAAGAAGACCCUCGACCGUCUGAAUGCCGACGACGAUUAG
Peronospora farinosa is the source of this 1101-nucleotide messenger RNA. Lineage: Eukaryota; Oomycota; Peronosporomycetes; Peronosporales; Peronosporaceae. The record is from the annotation of a GenBank genome assembly.